AGACACCCGGGAAGGCGGGGUCCUUCUCUGUGGAGGUCGCGCGGGCAGUGGCCGCAGGAAGUAGACACCGGGCAGCAUGUAUUAUAAGUUUAGUAGCUUCACGCAGAAACUGACAGGAGCGUGGGCUUCUGACGCCUAUAGCCCUCAGGGAUUAAGGCCUGUGGUUUCCACAGAAGCACCGCCUAUCAUAUUUGCCACACCAACUAAACUGAGUUCCAAUUCUACUGCAUAUGAUUAUGCUGGGAAAAAUAAAGUUCCAGAGCUGCAGAAGUUUUUCCAGAAAUCCGACGGUGUGCCCAUCCACCUGAAACGAGGCUUGCCUGACCAAAUGCUUUACCGGACAACCAUGGCGCUGACUGUGGGAGGGACCAUCUACUGCCUGAUCGCCCUCUACAUGGCAUCACAGCCCAGAAACAAAUGAGUUAGGCUGCAGAGGACUGGUUUGCUUUUUAGCAUAAAUCCUUUGAAUUUUCAUUUUUCAUUAUUUCUGUAAAAAUUUUUUUUUUUUUUUUUUACUUGAAUGGCCUACUUAACAUUCUUCAAGAAAAACAGAAAUUAAGACAGUAUUUUGGUUUGUUAUGAAAUGCACAUGGCCUGGCAGAGCUCAUUUGACAGUUAAAACUAUUGUUUAAAGAAAUGCUGCUGCUCUCUGCAUUUGGGCUUCUGAUUUCCCUGGAGGUUCUGAAUGAAGGUUGCACACAGGCUCAUUAUGGCAGUCUGUGCUGAGGUCCUUGGGGACUUAUGGUGGCGUUUUGAGCUUGGGAUGGAGAAGCCUUUUUGGAUUUGGAUGUGACUGAGGAAGGAAAACAAGCUAAGGCCAGGCACAUGAGAUGAGAGAUUUUGAGUUAGUAGUCACCUUGGGGAUUUUUCCAUCCUGCAGUAAAAUGUUAAUAGAAAUUA
Messenger RNA from Eubalaena glacialis (North Atlantic right whale), 900 nucleotides. It is a transcript of the gene COX7A2L, whose product is annotated as cytochrome c oxidase subunit 7A-related protein, mitochondrial. Lineage: Eukaryota; Metazoa; Chordata; Mammalia; Artiodactyla; Balaenidae. The record is from RefSeq and is a predicted model, not a curated record. Gene Ontology annotation, biological process: regulation of oxidative phosphorylation; mitochondrial respirasome assembly; mitochondrial electron transport, cytochrome c to oxygen. The coding region runs from base 77 to 421 and encodes 114 amino acids. The transcript is spliced from 3 exons.